Messenger RNA from Ylistrum balloti, 5662 nucleotides. RefSeq names its product SH2B adapter protein 1-like. Bases 55 to 1971 code for a protein of 638 amino acids. Gene Ontology annotation, molecular function: transmembrane receptor protein tyrosine kinase adaptor activity. Gene Ontology annotation, cellular component: plasma membrane. The transcript has 7 exons. Gene Ontology annotation, biological process: intracellular signal transduction. The record is from RefSeq and is a predicted model, not a curated record. NCBI's taxonomy places the organism in Eukaryota, Metazoa, Mollusca, Bivalvia, Pectinida, Pectinidae.
GUACAAGGUAAACGUUUUCGUCCUUAAUUUGGAAAUCAUGGUUGUGUGUCGCACAUGGCAUCAUUGAACGGGGAUAUACCAGGCCCGCCUAAGCCAGCGGGUAGCUGGUUAGACUUUUGCGAGCGUCAUGCUCUAUCUAUUUCGGAACAAUUUUAUCGAGAUUUCCUCCAGUUUAUAUCUCGGCCAUCUAGCCCAGGAGUGGGGACGUGUGGCCCCACCCCUCGCGAUCCGAUGGAAUUUGCUAAAAAGUUUGUGGAAUAUUUUCUCCAUCAAUUCGAUCGUCAAUUAAAACGUUCAUCAUACUACUUGGAUUCUCAGGCUACCGAUGUUAAACUUGCACAUCGAAAUAAUGACGAUUCUGGCGAUGACCGCCGUCCAUCCAUCGCGAGCUCCUCACGCUCAAACUCUCAAAACGGAGGGGAAGUGGACCGACCCCUUACUGACGAUUAUUCUGAUAAUGUGACGAGCGCCAGCCCUCCGCCUCUUUCUCCUACAUCUCCAAGUCCAGUCAUGACGACACACAAAUCGAAAGGCUUCUUCAGAAGGUUGUCUUUCCGAAAUAUCAAAAAGAAAAAUUUAUUUCAUAAAACUAAUCAUACAAAUAAUACCCCUCGGGGUGGCUCCAAUCAACAAAGUGGAGCCAUGGAGACUCAACACCGAAAACAUAAACAUGGAAGUCAUUCAAAGACGGACUCUAGUAAACAUGAAAAAUCGCGAACUUCGCUACAAGGCGAAAUCAUCAAGGACGGGUUAGUGAAUGUUUUGACUGGUGAGGAUUCAAAAGGGAAGUCACGAUGGGAGAAAACCAGACUUGUACUUAUCAACACAAGUGGUGGUAUUCUACUUGAAUUCUACUCUCCUCCAAAGUCUGUGAAGCCUAAAGCAGGUCUGUUCUGUUUUCUCAUCACUGAGGCACGGGUAACCACAGCACUAGAGAUGCCGGAUCAUGAACAUGCAUUUGUUCUUAAGGGAGAAGGCACAAGUGAGUUUGUGAUAGAAGCACAUGACUUGCAGGACUUGAGAUCAUGGCUUGAGGACAUCGGGCGGUACAUCAGUCGACCGACGAUCAUAGAGGAAGCUGAUGGACAGGAAGCAGCAAUGCGACCAAGACUACCUACAGCACCAAGUGGUUCUAUAGAGAGGAAAGAAACCUCGUCGCUCGGUGUUCCGAUACGGAGUACAUCACAGGGUAGCCUCAACAGUAAUCCUCCUGAUGUUCCUCCACGUCCGGGACCACAGCGGCCACUUAGUUCCCAUGGAGAUAUCCCACAUACCAGUCGUCUCUCAGCAGAACUAAACCCUUCACGUUUUGGCAAUGAAAUUCCUGAUGGUCAGAGGGAUUCACAACCGUCAGCAGAGACCCAGAUUGAUGUUCUCCUUCAUGAUUACCCAUGGUUCCAUGGUACACUUUCCCGCCUCGAGGCAGCACAGCUUGUGCUUCAGCAAGGCCAAGUGGGUCAUGGAAUCUUUCUUGUACGACAAAGUGAAACACGCAAGGGUGAAUACGUGCUCACCUUCAACUUUCAAGGACGUGCAAAGCAUUUGAGGAUGACGAUUAACUCUGAUGGACAAUGUCGUGUGCAGCACCUUUGGUUCCAAUCCAUCUUUGACAUGCUGGAACAUUUCCGGACACAUCCAAUCCCAUUGGAAUCUGGUGGAUCAUCAGAUGUUUCUCUUACUGACUACGUUGUUGCUAUUGAACGCCCCCUCACACCCACCAUGGGUCGCGGCUCACCACGGAUACGAGGGUCAGGCAAUCAUUCAGGGUCCAAUCCUAAUUUAGGAGGACGUAGUCCGGGGGCAGUUGGUGGCCAAUCAGAUCUGUCGAGCCGUGAUAUCGUUGUUGUGAGUGGCUCAGUGAGAGCCCGGACUGAAUCCAUUGAGAAUGUCAUGAGGGAGCAAGGUCAAGCCCAGGCUCAAGGUCAAACGCUACAUGGACGAGCAAUUGAAAACCAGUAUUCCUAUGUAUAGAUUUUAUUGUCAUUUAUAAAAGUUGAUCGACAAUUAUUGGCUUCACACUUAUGGUCCAAUGAUUGCCAGUCGUGUUUUAUUAAGGUUGAUGAGAAAAAGGCAAUUAUAAAUAUCAAGGUCACAAGGGUCAAAUUUGUAGUCUCUUGGGUAAUGAGGAAACAAAUAAGUCUGACGUGACUUGAGACAAUGUGUGAUAAUACAUUUUCAUACUGAAUCUUCAGGGAAGAUGCCUUGAACUAAGGAUUAACUUCACUGCAAAAAAAAAAAAAUAAUAAAUAAAUGUGCAAUUAUUAUAAUCAAUACAUUAUAUCUUAUUUACUGAAGACUCUGACCAAGUUACUGUUAACAUAUUUACUUUUGAAGCUCCUUUAAUCAACAUUCUAUAUACUUAUUUUCACCAUGAUUAUGCUGAGACCAUUUUAAGGCGGCAUAUAGUGUUACCCAUGUUGUUGUCAAGACACAUCUUGUCACAAUUCACUGUGAAGUCAACUACAACAAUAGUUUGAAUUCUUUAAUGUUAAGAGUUUCUUUGGUCAAGGUCACAGUUACUAUUUACAGAAAUCUGUCAAAUAUUGUUUAUUGUACCUAAUAAUCUGUUAUUACAAAGGGAAGAGAUUCAUAUAUUACAGAGAUUUUCUAGAUAAGAUAAAUGACAAAUUUAAAACACUAGAUAAAUAUUGAUCACAUUGUUGUAUAUUCCUGAUGAUGAGAACAUUGUAUGGUUUACUCUCCUGAAAUCAGCACCUUAGAGCAGAUUUGAGACAUCCAAUGAUACAACCAGAUUUCAUUAUCUUGAAAUUCAGAAGAAAUUUUAUGCUUGUUUAUACGCUUAUUUUACAACUAUGUUAUAUAUUGUGUAUAGUACUUUGUACUAUAUUCUGAUUGUGCUAAUGUAAGUAUGUUGACAGUAAGGUCAAGGUCUUUUAUAGAAGGUGAAGGUCAUGUGAUAUAUUUGGAGAUUAAAUUGAAUGGAUAAGUUGAAAGAAAUGGUUGUACCUCUCUGUUGUUUGAAUGCUAUUCUACAUUUUUUAGAUUGUUUUUUAAUGAUGGCUGCCUCAAUAUUUGUAGAGCACCGAUAUGAAGCAUACCUUUUAAUUGUAUGUAUGGAUGUUUUGAAUUUUAAUAACAGUAUGCUUAUUUGUAUGAAUGCCUUAUAUUUAAUAUGUGUAGAUAUGCUUUCAUAUACAUUCUUUUUCAGCUAAUAUGCUUUAUUUUCACAAUCUCUACUAUUUAUUAGUGAUGGGAUGAUAUUGAACAUAUUCAGUUAUCCAAUCAUUUUACCUGAUGCAAUGAUAGAUUGUAAUUUUUUAUAAGCAUCGGUACCGUAUUAUUUUCUUGCAUUUUAGCAAAAAUCAAAUUCAUGUUAUGCAUUAUACAGAUGCCAAUUGCCAGUAAUAUUCAGUGUCUUACCCCAAUUCUUGGGAAGUGAGUUAUUUCAGGUUCAAGUACCAAAAAAAAUAUCACUACAGUGAAGAAAGCAUUCAAUUGCUAUUAGCAUUGUACAGAGAGUCAGACAAUUAUGUAAUUGAUUAACUACAUCAGGAAACCUAAACAAUUUUGACCAAUGAUCAAUUUUAGAUUUGAACCAAUUUUAACAUUAAGGACAUUUCAUUAACAACAGUUAAUACUCAAAUGUACAAAUUCAUUUGUGAUACAAAUCUUCUGUUUAACUUUAACUUAAGAAGAUUUUGUUCACUUUACAUUGAUUUUCUGCAAGCACAGAGCUAAAAUACAUACAGACAUAGUGAAAGUUGAAGAUAUACUAUGUUUUAUGACUCAAAAUAGAUUGCUUUCUCACAUCUUUCUCACAGUGCUUUUUUUCCCCAUAAUUAAGGAAAAAUCAUUGAUGUAUUUUUCAAUUUUAAAGAAAAUAUCACUGUCUUAUAUCAGCACAGGUUGCUCUAAAAUAUAGGUUUAAAGGGAAAAACACUGAUUAUAUAAUGGUGCAUACAGUGAGCCAGCUACAUUGUAUACAAAGAUAACUUUCACAGCAAUUAGGAACAUUAAGUAGAUAUACACAGUGAAACUGUUACUCAUUAUAUGGAACCUGUACAAAUAAACAGAUACAGAAAUUGUUUAUAAAAUCCCGUAGAAACUUUACACAAAAAAACUUGCACUGAAACCAAAACUUAAAAAGGAAAAAACACUUAAAUGAUCAAUAAGCACAUGUGUUGUAGUCCAUUUUCAGUUAAAUUUCAACAGGAGUCCUGACAUAAGGGCUGAAACAUGUUGGCCACCAGUGCAGUAGGCAGACAAAUAGUAUACUGAUUGGAUACCAAGCUUUUGGAGUUGCUCCUUGUCUUUCCUUAUUUACUAUAACCAAAGAAUAUAAGAUAUACCACAAAAAUAUAUCCUAUUACUUACUCUUCGUGUAAAGAAGCAAAAAUAUAUUUUGGGAAAAGUUAAGUAUAACAAGAAUAGGAAAUUAAAUUAGAUAUGCCCAAUUUUCAAUAACAAAACAGAAACUUCAAAUAACUAUGUAGCAGUUUCUCACUACAGACAUAGAACAGUGAAAAAAUAAAAAUAUGUAAUCUUAUUUAUAUAUUCGUAUUUUUUGCCUUUAUCAACAUAAUUUAGGCGUUUUAGAAUUAAUCACAUACUGUAAAUCACUUAUAUUUUGAGCAGUAUAUUUUCUUCUUUUUUUUUCAUUAUGCAGGAAUAGUUAAUAGCAAAUUCAAAUCAAGAUUAUUUGUAGGAAAAUAACUAUGGAUGUCAUCCAUGAUAUCUUGUUAUGGCUAUAGGAGUCUUGUUCAGAGUCUCUAAUGACUCAUCAUUCGAGAAUUUAAAGUCAUUUCUAAAUCAGCAUUUGCAAAUAUGUCUGAAGAGAUAAGUUACCUUUGUUGAAUUUUAUAUAGCUAACUGAUUUACAGUUCUCGUAUAUUAUACAUUAUAAAACUUUACAGUCACAUAAUGCACUUUAAAGUACAGUUAUUACAACAUCUCGUAAGGCUGAAUAUCAUAUAUUCAUUUGACCUUACAUUAAACAGCUUAUUUAGAAACAAAUCAAGAGAUAAAAAGGCCAGGUGAAUUUUAGACAUUUGACAUUAUGUUAAUUUCACCAUUAAGAGUUUAUCUACAAACAAAUUAAGUGGGAAAAAAGAUAAUAAGGUGGUGUAACUUGUUUAUUUUACCUUAAACAGUUUAUUUAGAAACAAGUAGCCAAAAAAAAAAAAAAAAGGGAAAAAGAAAUAAAGUUGGCUGACUUGAGAAAUGUUGAAUACAUGGUUUUCAGCUUUCAGUAUUUUUCACUAUUGUAAUUUACACCAUUGUUGACCUACCAAGCUCCCAUUCCCUUAUAACUAGCAAAACAUUUUCUCUUACUUAAGUGUUCCAACCAUAUUUCUGCCAUACUUUCACCAUAUAUUAUCAACUUACUUGAAAGCAAUGUAAAAUAUGUCACUCGAGUGUGAAUUUUUUUUUGCAAUCUACCCAUGGGUGCUUAUUAGGUCAUAACUGUGUAUGGAAAGUAUCGACAUGUCGUAAUAUUCAUUGCAUCACAGUAUCAUAUUUACUUCAAUCUCAAGUCCUUCUUGUUGUCUUUAUUCUCGCGACAUUAAUUGAAAAAUUCAUGAACAUGCAUUGUGAAAGUUCUGGAGAUGACAUGAUCUGCCAAAUUAACCACACACAGCACGCUUUGUCAUACUUGUUAAAUGUUUUGUUCAGAACGUGCAAAAUAAAUGCUGUAAACUGA